Molecule: messenger RNA, 762 nt
Organism: Macrosiphum euphorbiae (potato aphid)
Lineage: Eukaryota; Metazoa; Arthropoda; Insecta; Hemiptera; Aphididae
Source: the annotation of a GenBank genome assembly
AUGAUCAACGAGGACCAAAACCAGACGCUUUCUGCUUCGAAGGAAGAGAUGCUGAAAGUUUUUGCUGAGUUUAGAGCAGCUAAAUUCUACUUUCCGCAAGAAUGGGAGAUGCCUGGCAGCCGCGAACACAAGCCGUUUUUUGAGGCACAACCGGGGCACAACCACGUACAGGACACAGACGAGGGAAUCGCGUCCGACGCAGAUCGGCCGAUGCAACGGCGAUACGUAUCUGACGCCGAAAUAUUGGGCUUGGACCGGUUCGGCAAAACGGCUGCGCCGACACAUCAGGUGUAUAGAAAAAUCCAAUUGCCAAACUAUGCUGGUUCGGCAUUCCGGUCAGCGAUGGCUAUAGUUGACGCCAGAAUCAACUAUCCGCUGGUAUUGUCGGCGGAGGACGUGGCUGUCGACCAGAUAGCGGUCUCACAGCAGACUUCGUCAACUCCGGAGUUCCAGACGCGGCCAGUGAAAAUCCUGCAGGACGACGACCGGGAGAGAAGUCGAUGGUGUUCGGCCAGGAAAGGUUCGUGGUCGUCCGAACUGCAGGAAAUUGGAACAGCGGACAAAGAGCCGGAAGCAAAAAAGGGACGCCGCCGCCGCCGCACUGGCGUCGGACCAUGCGGUUUGUGGGCCGUAUGUUUUGUUGCGGCUCCUACGCGUCCGACGACUCUGAGAUCGAAGAUUUUCAAGACGCUUAAUAAGUCAGCAGCAAGACGUGAACAGCUGUCGUCUGGACGCAUUAAACAUUUUUUAUACAUUUGGUAA